Molecule: messenger RNA, 7280 nt
Organism: Heteronotia binoei (common prickly gecko)
Lineage: Eukaryota; Metazoa; Chordata; Lepidosauria; Squamata; Gekkonidae
Gene: QSER1
Product: glutamine and serine rich 1
Exons: 13
Coding region: 361-5754 (1797 amino acids)
Source: RefSeq, a predicted model, not a curated record
CGCUUCCCCAACCCAGAAGCCCAUCAGCCCCAGUAAACUGUGGAGAGGUGGGAGGGGCAUCCUGGAAAGCAGCAACUGCCCGACAUGGGUCUCCGCCUGGGCUGCUUGCAGCCCCUGCCGCUGUCGCCUCGGUCGCUGUGCGCCGCAACUCCCCAGAUUCCAAGCCGCUUUCCCGCCCCGUGUAGCGGAAAUUGAGGGGAGGACCGGGUGGGGGGUGGCCGCUGCCGUUGCCUUCCUCAUGUGAGAGAAAAGGGGGAGUUACUCCCACCCUGCUCGGUUUCUGCAGCCACCCCCGCUUCCUUCUCCUUGCGCGCCCAGGCCCUAACCGGAGCCGCGGCGUGUCCCUCUUUUUCAGCUUCGAUGAUGGAUAGGAACUACCCGCCAGCUCCCAGUUUCCCUGACCCGCUGGCUUCGGUCUCAGCCGUUGCGUCUUCGCAGCCCGCUACCGCUUGGGCCUACGAACGGGCCGCCAGCAGCAUUAAGCCCAGUUUAAGCUAUGGAGAAGGACAUCCAUCACACUCGGAAGCAGAUCUUCACAGACAAACAUAUACAACUUCCCAGCUUCCUGCAUAUGCUACCACACCCCACCCAACUGGUCUUUCUGGAAUUUUUGAUAACACUAUGCACAGUGGCAGUAGCAACACUAAGGAAACAUCAGUAAUGAAUUUUCUCACUGCAAUUGAUUCUCGAAAUGCUCAGGCUGUUUCUUCAGGAACUACUCUAUUACCACAGUUCAGGGCUUCAACAUGGCAGCCAGGUAUACAUUCUUCAACAGCAGCUGAACUUUUUGCUACCGGAGCCUUGCCAGCUUCUGGAACAUUUCCACCAGCGUCAGUUUAUCAGCAUCCCACUGCUUAUAGCAGUAGAAACUUUGUUUCAACUCCCUCUCUAACUCUUCAAGAUGCAACUUUCAGUGCAACAUCCAAUGGACUUCUGACUACUCAUGACCCUUUACUGCAAAUUAAAACAUCCCAAGGCACAGUUCCUACUGCACUAACGUUUGAGCGCCUGGGCAGUUCUGUGUUAAGUACUAGCAUACCACCUCAGUCUUCAACAUACCGCUCUGCUCAAGAGUCUGCAGCGCAUCUCUUGCAGCCACAGUUUAGUUUGUUGCCUUCAUCACUUGGAGGAGCUCAACAAACUCCACAAGUGUAUAGCUCAUCUCUGUUUACUGGUUCCACUGCCUCCAUUGAAAGAGCACUGCAGCGAGAAUGUAGUGUUAUUAAACACCAUCAGCGGCCUUCAAGCACACAGUCUGCUCAGGCACAACUGACUGGUUCACAGCAUUCCUUACACAACUAUUUAUCAAGCGCAAGUGGAACAGAUUUUCCAGAAACAUCCCAGCAGUCAUCCAUUUCUUGUAGCCCAGUUGGUGAUACUACUCAGGUGAGCAAUGGUGGAUCACAGCAGAAAACCUCUCAAGUUUCAGUGGAACUUGCUCAGUCAUACACAUCUGCAAUUCCAUCACCUGGCUUCCCAUCUGUUUCCACUGCUAAGACAAAACAGUGUUCUACAAAGCAGCCACAAAGAGUAACAAAGACCCCCCAGCCUCAAAGCAUAGCCCUUACUGUACAGACACAGACCUGUUCCAAAACUACACAGACGCAGAGUUCUGUGAUAGCAGGACAAGCACAAAUCUAUUCUACAGCACAGCUCCCCAGUCUCUUGUCAGUAAGCCAAUCACAAAACUAUAUUUCAGCUCAAUCACAAAAUAUGCCAUCUGUCAGUCAUGCACAGGUAUUCCCAGCCAGUAAAGUUGAGAAGCUGCCUUCAUUGUACAAAACUCUUUCUUUUUCUGGGCAGUCACAGGCUGUUACUUCUGAUAGCCAGACACUAAGUUAUUCUGAUCAACAGGUAUUAAGUUCAGUCCCAAAUGAGAACUACUCUGGGCAAACAGGGGAUCUUUCUUCAGGCAGUCAGUCUCAAAAUUAUUCUUCCAGUCAUUCUCAGGGUUUGACGACGAUCAGCCAGUCACAAGUCAGUUAUUCAUCUCAAUCACAGGAUUUGUCAGUUGUUAGUCCUUCAGAAACGUAUACUACUGGACAGUCUUUAACAUUAACAUCGCAAUCUCUUCCAUUUUCAUCCUCGGCUCAUGUUCAGAAUUUAUCAGUUUCUAGUCCCCUCCAGAGCUAUAUUCCCCUACAUUCUCAAGCGCAAGAGUCAUCAUCUUCCCAGUCUCAAAAGUUUUUGGCAGUUGUCCAGGCUACUCCUUUUGCAAUGCCAGCUCAAUCACAAGCACUGCAGAACAGAUCUCCCUCAGAUACAAAAUCAUACAUGAAAAGGAAAUCUGAUCCUAAUUUGUAUCAAGCAUCAAAGCAAGAUGAUCAUUUCCCAAUGCAAGAUUUGCAGGUAUUGCAACAGCAAGCAUCUCUGGAUUCUUCCUCUCAAAGAAUAACUGAUGGUGAAGCUGAUGUGCAGGAUACCACUUACAAAGUUUCCAAAGCAGAUAAUCCUUAUUCUCAAAGUGUAAUCAGGAGUAACUCUCGUCUUGAAGAUCAAGUUGUUGGAUUUACUCUUCAGGGGUCAAAAAAAGAUGAGAGAAUGAUUAGCUCUGUGGCUCAGCUUAUCCAACAAAUUGGCCAUGCCACAAAUGUAGUAACCCAUGAUGUUAAAAAGGGAGCUAAUUUAAUGCAGACAACUCAAGUAAAUGUGGAUGCUAAAGAACUAAACCAGCAACAUUCUCUUCUGCAUAAGGUACAGGAAGCUAAAGUCUCACAGCAACAAGGCCAAAUCAUUAGCACACCACCCCAACUUCACACACAGGCCAUAAGGCAUGGCCAUCACCUCUGUCUGCCUGGUGCACAAGUUCUUCUAGAAUCUGCUUGUGAUUUACACAUGCUUCAUCCGUCAAUAUUGCAAUCUGGCUUAGGUCCCACAAAAAUAUCUCCACAAGUGCAGUGCAUUCAGAGUCCUCAGCAGGUGACUCAUCAGUUUCUUCAGGUGGAUAGUCACAUGGUUCAAAGUAAUGGAGGACAUUCGCAGCAGCAGCUUCAUCCUCAAACUACUGAAGUUGUCUCUGAAUCCACAAAGCCACUACAGCAGCACUUGACAUCAAAAGAUAAUUUUGUGCAGCCAAAUCAUGAACCUAAGAAUCAGUUUGUUUCUCUUAGUACUGUGUGUUUUCCAGAGUCCAUGCUUCUCAGUGAUGAGAGGAAUAUACUCUCUAAUGUUGAUGAUAUUUUGGCAGCAACAGCUGCUGCUUGUGGUGUAACUUCAACUGAAUUUGCCAAAGUAUCAUCUAAUGAAGAAGAAAUCCAGUCAAUUGAAAACGGAGACAAUUCUAAGGCUCAGUUCCAGGCAAUAGAAGUCAGGCAUGUAACACCUACCUUCAGCCCCACGCCAACAGUUGCUGGAAAACCCCUGAGUAUAAAUAAUAUUUCUUUAAAUGGAGGCCAGGUUACCCUCAGCCUCUCAGCAGUGUCUGCAGCGCAGCCAAAAAAUCUGAGCCUUGACCAGCAGCACAUAGAAACUUCUGAUCAAGGCAUUCCCACAAGGCUUGCCACAUCAGAGCUUGAACAGAGGCAAGAACAGGUCUCUGGCCUAGUGAAACAGCAAUCUAGCACUAUUAAUGACUCUGAGGGGGGAAAUGUUGAUGGUACCUUAAAUAUAAAAGAUGCAGACUUUGUUUCAAAUGGUAGGACUCUGAACAAAAGUGUCAUAUCAAACAAUAAUUUUAAUAUGGAAAGUGAAAACUCCAUGAUAGGAAACAAUGCUAAAAUUCCUUUGCAACCAAUACGAUCUACGCAGCAACCAGAUGAAAAUGGUAGUAAAGCAGAAGAGGAGAGACAAGACACAUUGCAAGAGGACCUUCAGAGGCAAAAAGACAAAGGACAAAAUAAAACUAAAAGUAUUGGUGACGAUGACACAAAUCAGAAGCAACUGACACAAACUGGGCAAUGCAGACGUCAGAACUCAAGAGGAACUGAUGCCAGCUUGCUGUAUUCAUCCCCUGUUGCUGAAAGCAGCUAUGAAACCUAUGAACAUCAAGAGAAAAUGAGGCAGAAAAUCAAAGAAGUGGAAGAAAAACAACCGGAGGUCAAAACAGGAUUCAUUGGUUCUUUUUUAGAUUUCCUGAAAUCUGGGGCCAGGCAACAGUUUUCAGCUCCUGCAAUACGUAUGCCUAAUCGUGUGAGGAGGCCCAUUGCCCCAGUCAUUAGAGCACCUUGCACACAUCCCCUGUCAAAACCUUGGGUGACAGCACCUCCUGCAUCUCUUGAGGAGGGUUGUGAAAGUUCAAACAAAAAGAGCAGCGAGGAACCUAAAAGAAGUUCUGAAACAUUGCCUUCAUUUUCUUCUGAUGAAGAUUCUGUAGGAGCUAACCAGGACCUUCAGAAGAGCAUCACAUCUGCAUUAUCAACCUUAGAUGAUACUUCUGAUAAAAAGAAAAAAACAGAAAUGGAAGCAACUGUGUCCAGUGCCAUGAACAACAUUGUUCUAACGAAGGAAUCUUCUCAGAUAGCUCCUUCUGUGGCAGAUGCUCAGAUGAAAACCUGUUUUGUACAACCUGAAGAGAGUGGUGCUGAUUCAGACCAGCUAGCAAAGCCACAGGCAGCUGCUGCAAUAGAAGGAUGUUCUGAGGAAGAGAAUGGGGACAGUGGAGGCGAAGGCAUGUACAGAGAACGUGAUGAAUUUGUAGUGAAGAUUGAAGACAUAGAUACACUAAAGGCUGCUUUAAAAACAGGAAGAGAGCCUCCAGCCAUCUGGAAAGUCCAAAAAGCAUUGCUGCAAAAGUUUGUUCCUGAAGUAAGAGAUGGACAGAGGGAAUUUUCAGCUACCAACAGUUAUCUUGGGUAUUUUGGAGAUGCAAAAUCAAAGUAUAAACGGGUAUAUGUGAAAAUCUUAGAAAAUACGAACAAGAAAGAAUAUGUAAGAGUAUGUUCCAAGAGACCAAGAAAUAAACCUUUGCAGUCUCCAAGAACUGUUCAUUAUAAGCCAAGUACCAGCAUCAGCAAAGUUCCUGAUACUCCAGCACCAAAAACAGCAGCAGUAACAACAAAAGUUUCUUCACUGAAACCCAAAGCUAAACAGCCAAAGACAAAGGCUGAACCACCACCAAAGAAACGGAAACUAUGGAAAGAAGAAUUCCCCACUUCUCCUCAGCGCCAGAGUGAUGAGGAUGAUAUUUCAGACACUGCUCCUCCAACUCCCUUUGUUGCUCGCUUCUUGAACACCAGAGCUAUGAAGGAAACAUUUAGGAGUUAUAUGGAACUGCUUGUUAGCAUUGCUCUGGACCCGGAUACAAUGCAAGCACUGGAGAAGAGUAAUGAUGAACUGCUUUUGCCUCACAUGAGAAAAAUUGAUGGUAUGCUGAAUGAAAAUAGAAAAAGACUGCUCUCCAAAUUACACUUAGAGCGCUCUUUCAAGGCUGCUUUGGAAAGCUUUCCUGAACUAACGGUUAUCAGUCGUGAUUCUAAAACGAAAAGUGGGGUGAGUGCAGUCUCUAAAAUCAAGAUGAAUGGGAAAGCUUAUAACAAGAAAACACUGAAGAUUUCUAAAGCAACCACUAAAUUAGCACAGGAGUUUGCUGUGGAUCCAGAAAAAAUACCAUUGUGUUCUUUGUAUCACUCACUCCAUCACUACAAAUACCAUAUGUUUCUGAGGUGCAAAGUAGAGAUUUCUUCUGUUCAAAAAAAGAAUGCAGAUCUAGGCCAGGAGGAGAUUGUACAGCACUGCAUGAAAAAUAUGAAAUGGGUAGAAGACCUCUUUGAGAAGUUUGGUGAACUUUUGAAUCAUGUUCAACAGAAAUGUUCAUAAGAAACUUUGUCCAAAAUCCCAUGUUUUUCUACAGCAUUCAUAAUAAUAAACUUGAAAGCUCAAAGAAGCUCUGGUUAGCCUAAUCAUGCCAGAAUCUAUUCUAGGUCAGUGGAAUUUAUGGUGUUCUUUGUUCCUUGGCUUAUAAGAAAAAAUUAUGCUGCCAUGUAAAUGGAACUACAAACAAAACCUCACUGCAUUUUUAACCUGAAGAAUGAUUUUUGUAUUUUGUAAACUCUUGUAUUGUCAUAACUUAGGUUUAUUUUUGACAAGAUGAUCAAAGCAUGCACUAUAUAUAUAUAUAUUUUUGGCUAUGAUGAAAGUAACACUUAAUAUCAUGGCUUUUUUUUUGACUCUGAAUAUUAGAAAGAGUCUGGGUUGGUAAACUAAUAUUUACAUUUGGCUGACUUAUUAAGUAGAUCUUGUACAUUUUGUAAACAGAGGUAGUGUGACAGAAAAUUCUGUAUAUGAAAAAUCACCAUCAGAAAUGAAAAUCUUGCUCUAUGGACUCCUUUUACUGCUGUUAUGUUCAGGAGGCUGAACAUGGAGUUGGUGCAAUCCUGGGACUGGUAUUUUUUGUCAAAUUAUACUGUAAUAAAAACAAUGACCUAUUUCCCUCUUUUUGUUUUUUGAAGAAAAACAUUUUCCUUUAUAAUGUGUUUUUUCCUUUGGAAAGAAAUCAAUUGUACAUUUUAUCUCACUAAUAGUUGUAUUUUUCACAGAGAAAAUAUUGUGACUAUAAUUGUUUCAUGUAUCUUUGUAAUACUUUCUAUUGUUUAAGUAAAUCCUGUUCAUUUUAUAUGUUAAUUUCAUAUUGUAAACUAUGUAUCUUGAUAUAAACAUUUUGUUUAUACAGGUUUCCUUCAGUGUUAACCAGGAAUAAGAUGUACUAGACUUUAUAAGUUUGCUCUGUAAGUGUAGUUGUGUUUAGACACUGCAUUUAUUUUCUGAUACGUAAGAAUAAAUUUUUUAGUAAAAUUGGAUGAUUGAGAGUUUAAGUGAAAAGCUACUACACCUGUUUUCUGGAAAACAAAGGUUGAUGCAGUGUUGAAACACAUCAGGCAUAGUUUUGUUUUAGAACUGGUAAUGGCAGAACUGUUUGCUUCUUGGUGCCUUUAAAAUUCUCAGACAUAUUUUGUAGUUUUCUCCUCUGAGUUAUUUUUAAUCAAUAGGGCUAGUAGGGCCCACUUAGACAACAUGUGUUAAUCUCAAAUCAGUAGGAAAUUUUCAUUUGCCAACAGAAUGCCUUACCUCAGCCACUAAGUCCUCUGCUUGGAUUUGUGAAAAGACUGAACAUAUUGUCAUCAAAUAAUUUAUAUAAAUAAUUGAUUUGUCCUUUCACUGCCACUUAGUGCCUUAAUUUCAGCCAAGAAAGCAGAAUUCCUUGUUCAUUAGCCAACCAGGAUAUUCUUAUAUGUAGCAUGGUGUAUUUUCCUUAGUUGUAAAUAUGUUCAUUGCACCUUAGAUUUGUAAAGUAUAAUGAAGGGCUGUGAUAAUGAGCAAUUAAACUAGGAUUUCGAAAUAUUGAA